Molecule: messenger RNA, 1088 nt
Organism: Chaetomium fimeti
Lineage: Eukaryota; Fungi; Ascomycota; Sordariomycetes; Sordariales; Chaetomiaceae
Exons: 4
Coding region: 18-629 (203 amino acids)
Source: RefSeq, a predicted model, not a curated record
GGGCAGAAGAAUCUAAAAUGACACGGGCUAAAAUACUAAAAAAAGUACAAAAAAGCAAAAGAAUACAAAAAAGCCCGAAGGCAACCAAUGCGGGACCAACCGCAAACCUCCUCGCCCCUCCUACCCCCCCGCGGGGACGGACCACUUACCGCGUCCCUGCCGCCGCCGCCUCCAUUUCCUCGCACACCCGGUGGGCGCGGUCCUCCUCGCGAGCCUCCUGCUGGCGGACUUGGCGAACGUGGGACUCGGCGGCCAGCACCAGGGCGCGGGCGACGACGCAGCAGAGGCCCUGCCUGGCGUCGGUGAACGGCCAGGACCGGACCUCGGCCUCCACCGCGCGGGCGGCGGCGACGACCUCCCCCGGCGAGUGGGUCGUGGCGGCGGCGUCCGCCACGGCCCGCCCUAGGACCAGCAAGAACGACGCGCGCAAGCGGCUCGUCUCCUCCCCCUCGUGGAGGAAGAUACGGGGGGAGAUGGCUCCCCAGCAAAAGACAGACCGGGCGGCGUCCAUGGUGGAAAAUUCGGUUUCCAGUUGUCGCAGUGGUCGCAGUGUCUGGUCCGAGGAAAGUGGAAUUGGAAGGGAGCGGGCGAGGGGACUGCGACCUUGGUUCAAGCAGGCUGGGCACUGACUGCAAAUGUGACUCCUAUAUUGAGCUCGCCACCGCAUUGUCGUUUGCCUCUGUCAGUGAGCGCGGUCACAUCAUCUCACCGAUAUCGCGUGCUGAUUAGUGCGAGCACUGGGUUGUUGGGUGUCCGUGUCUAUCAGUAGUAUCAUUUGGCCAAGGAGUUGGCGAGAUGGUGAGGUGAUAAUUCGUGCUAGGCCUCCGUAGUGCCUCUGCUCCAAGCAGGCAAUGAUUAACUUGUCCCCGCGUAUAGUAUACCCCCAAGGCGAAACCAGUAUUAUCAGCAGGUCACGUCUUCCGGGCCACGAAGGCAUAGAAGGAUUUCGAACCGAAUGAGCUCUCAGCGCGGGAACGAACUCGUUGGACGAUUUCGGAAACUUGGACGUCAACAUUUUGGAUUAUUGUCAUAUGCACCUGAUCAUCGUCAAAAUGUAAGGUACCUCUAUUCACUAUUGCAUCACUAAG